CUGGCCAGAAGCUAAAUUGCGAAAACUGAAAAAAAAAAACAGUUGAUCUCUCGCAAGCAACUGACAGCAGAUCCUGAUUCUGUCAAGUAAAAAAUUUUCUUCUUAAUGUCGACCGUCAAACUUCUCUUUCUCUUCACAUUCGUCUCUUCAUUGGUUUUGGGAUUUGGAGAUGGGAAUUCAGGGAAGUACCCAGUUGUGGUGAGUACGUGGCCUUUUGUAGAAGCUGUGAGAGCUGCUUGGAGGGCCGUUGAUGCUGGCUUUUCAGCCGUUGACGCCGUUGUUGAGGGUUGCUCUGCUUGUGAAGAUUUGAGGUGUGAUGGCACCGUGGGUCCUGGUGGAAGUCCAGAUGAGAAUGGAGAAACUACAAUUGAUGCCCUGAUAAUGAAUGGGGUGACAAUGGAGGUUGGAGCUGUAGCUGCCAUGAGCUAUGUGAAAGAUGGCAUUAGAGCUGCGAGAUUAGUGAUGGAACAUACUAAGCACACUCUCCUUGUUGGGGAGAAGGCAUCAGCGUUUGCUAUUGCAAUGGGUCUCCCAGGACCCUCAAACCUUGGCUCCACGGAGUCUCUUGAGAAGUGGAAUAAAUGGAAAGAGAAUGGUUGCCAGCCUAAUUUUUGGAAAAAUGUUGUGCCUUUAAAUGGUUGUGGUCCAUAUCAUCCGAAGAGUGAAAAAGGUUUCAGUGAGGGGGGUUAUUCUGAAGCCAAUUUGAUGGGAGUUAUUGAACCAAGGUCAUCUCAUUUUGGUCUUCACAGCCAUGACACUAUUUCAAUGGCUGUCAUUGAUAAAAUGGGACAUAUUGCUGUUGGCACAUCAACUAAUGGAGCUACCUUUAAGAUCCCUGGCAGGGUGGGUGACGGUCCAAUUGCUGGAUCUUCAUCAUAUGCCGAUGAUGAGAUUGGUGCUUGCGGGGCAACUGGGGAUGGUGACAUCAUGAUGCGCUUCCUUCCCUGUUAUCAAGUUGUAGAAAGCAUGAGAUUAGGAAUGGAACCAAAGCUUGCUGCAAAGGAUGCCAUUUCUCGAAUUGCAAGAAAAUUUCCAGAUUUUAUUGGGGCAGUUGUUGCUGUAAAUAAGAACGGAAUACAUGCUGGUGCUUGCCAUGGAUGGACAUUUCAAUAUUCAGUGAGAACCAUGGAAAUGGACAACGUGGAGGUUUUCACUGUGUUACCCUGAAUUAUCCCUGUGUGUUUCAGAGUAAGCACUAUACAAUUUUGAACUGAUUUUAGUACCCUACUAAAGAUUUGUUGUGUUUUUCUGGUGACCUCUGAAGAAAACUGUGAGUACCCUUUCAUACUUCUUGAUAAACAAGAGGCAUUGGAUUGUAUAUUCUGCCCUCUACACAUGCCUAUUGUUGAAUAUCAGACAUGGACUUGCCCAUUGUUAUCGGUAUAUAUUUGGCAUAAAAUGGAAGACAUUGUGUUCUAACAUAGAUUUCAUGUCACUUGGAAUGAAAAAUCUGCACGCAAAGCAUCUUGUUUUGGUC
Mangifera indica (mango) is the source of this 1477-nucleotide messenger RNA. Its product is annotated as probable isoaspartyl peptidase/L-asparaginase 3. Gene Ontology annotation, molecular function: N4-(beta-N-acetylglucosaminyl)-L-asparaginase activity. Bases 106 to 1167 code for a protein of 353 amino acids. Gene Ontology annotation, biological process: protein deglycosylation. NCBI's taxonomy places the organism in Eukaryota, Viridiplantae, Streptophyta, Magnoliopsida, Sapindales, Anacardiaceae. The record is from RefSeq and is a predicted model, not a curated record. The transcript is spliced from 7 exons.